Molecule: messenger RNA, 432 nt
Organism: Passer domesticus (house sparrow)
Lineage: Eukaryota; Metazoa; Chordata; Aves; Passeriformes; Passeridae
Product: class II histocompatibility antigen, B-L beta chain-like
Source: RefSeq, a predicted model, not a curated record
AUGAUGGACAAAACUACCAAAGAAGUUUUUAUCAUACAAGAGACAGAGUUCCCCCCACCUGAUCCCAGUGUGUCCCUGCUCUCUCCCAGUGCCCAUCCCACCGUGUCCAUCUCGCUGGUGCCCUCGAGCUCCCAGCCCGGCCCCGGCCGCCUGCUCUGCUCCGUGAUGGAUUUCUACCCUGCCCACAUCCAGCUGAGGUGGUUCCAGGGCCAGCAGGAGCUCUCUGUGCUGGCCACCGAUGUGGUUCCCAGUGGGGACUGGAGCCACCAGCUGCUGGUGCUGCUGGAAAGCCCCCAGUGUGGGGUCACCUGCAGCUGCCAGGUGGAGCACGUCAGCCUGGACGAGAUGCUGACUGGGAUUGGGGGCUCCGUGUUGGGCUUCAUGUUCCUGGCACUGGGGCUCAGCUUCUACCUGUGCAAAAAGAGCUCCUGA